Molecule: messenger RNA, 4127 nt
Organism: Morone saxatilis (striped sea-bass)
Lineage: Eukaryota; Metazoa; Chordata; Actinopteri; Moronidae
Product: activin receptor type-1B-like
Exons: 9
Coding region: 119-1636 (505 amino acids)
Biological process (GO): activin receptor signaling pathway; nervous system development; protein phosphorylation
Cellular component (GO): plasma membrane; activin receptor complex
Molecular function (GO): ATP binding; activin receptor activity, type I; activin binding
Source: RefSeq, a predicted model, not a curated record
UGUUAGUAAACUAAACCCUGAGCACUGACAGCCUGGUUAGCUAGCUGUCACCAUCACGCCUCUCCACAUCUAGCUUCACUGAAACGUGUCAAUGCAAUGAGCCGGGGAUUUAUUGAUUAUGGCUAAACUACGGAUUCCGUUAGCCGUCGUGGUUGUGCAGAUGGUCCUGUACAGAACCAGUGAGGCUCUGUGGUGUAACUGCACCACCGCCCAGUGUGAGAAGUCUGGCUCCCAGUGUGAGACCGACGGAGCCUGCAUGGCCUCCACUUCCCUCAUUAAUGGCCAAGAGCAGCACAUCCGUAUUUGCAUCACGCGGGACAAUCUUGAGCCCCCUGGACAACCGUUCUACUGCCGUGGUGCAGAGGGUUAUCUCAACAUCCACUGCUGCUAUACUGACUACUGCAACAGCAUUGACCUCCAAGUACCCUCAGUCACGACUCAGUCUGGACUGGGGGGAGGUUACGGCCCAGGUGGGACAUGGGGCCUGGUGGAACUAGUCGCUGUGAUUGCAGGGCCGCUGUUCCUGCUGUGUCUGCUGCUGGUGGUGGGCGUGUUCCUGUAUCAGUACCACCAAAGGGCCUACAGCCACAGGCAAAGGCUGGAGGUGGAGGACCCCUCCUGUGACCACCUCUACCUGGCCAAAGACCGGACUCUGCAGGACCUCAUAUACGAUCUGUCCACAUCUGGUUCAGGCUCCGGUCUGCCUCUGUUUGUCCAGCGGACUGUGGCCAGAACCAUUGUCCUCCAAGAGAUCAUUGGUAAAGGGCGUUUUGGGGAGGUGUGGCGAGGACGUUGGAGGGGCGGUGACGUGGCGGUGAAGAUAUUCUCAUCCAGAGAGGAGCGCUCCUGGUUCCGUGAGGCUGAAAUCUAUCAGACCAUCAUGCUCCGCCAUGAAAACAUCCUGGGCUUUAUAGCUGCUGACAACAAAGACAAUGGCACAUGGACCCAGCUGUGGUUGGUGUCAGACUACCAUGAGCAUGGCUCUCUGUUUGACUACCUGAACCGCUACUCUGUCACUACUGAAGGAAUGAUCAAACUGGCUCUGUCAGCUGCCAGCGGCCUUGCACAUCUGCACAUGGAGAUACUUGGAACACAAGGAAAGCCAGGCAUCGCCCACAGAGACCUGAAGUCCAAGAACAUCCUCGUGAAGAAGAACUGCACAUGUGCCAUCGCUGACCUGGGCUUGGCCGUCCGUCAUGACUCUGCCACAGACACCAUCGACAUCGCACCCAAUCAAAGAGUGGGCACCAAGAGGUACAUGGCUCCAGAGGUUCUGGAUGAGACGAUCAACAUGAGACACUUUGACUCAUUCAAAUGUGCUGAUAUCUAUGCUUUGGGGCUGGUCUACUGGGAGAUUGCACGCCGCUGUAAUAGUGGAGGUAUCCAUGAAGAGUACCAGCUGCCCUACUAUGACCUGGUACCUUCUGACCCCUCCAUAGAGGAGAUGAGAAAGCUGGUGUGUGACCAAAAGCUACGACCCAACAUCCCGAAUUGGUGGCAGAGCUACGAGGCCUUGCGUGUUAUGGGCAAAAUCAUGAGGGAGUGUUGGUAUGCUAACGGAGCUGCCCGCUUGACGGCCCUGCGCAUUAAAAAGACCCUGUCCCAGCUCAGCAUUCAAGAGGACAUUAAAGUCUGAGCCUCGUCAGCAGAGCACGGCGAAAGAGCCCUGAGCAGGACCCGACUCCAGACCGCAGGACACUGAGAAGAAAGGGGCCGGGCCGUCUACAAAGAACGCACAAAGUCAGAGAAUACGAUGGAGAGUCGCACUUUGUAAAAUAUCACUCCAUAGACACUCCUGCCAGUUUUGAAGCCACUUGAUUUCUGACAAACCCUACCUCGCUUACCCAGCCAAACUACUAAGAACACCUUUCCUGUCUUGUCCUCAGCUACUGCUGCCCUACCUGAACCUUUUUGUUCCUCUCUACACACUACACUAACAAGGAUCCUUGGAUUUCCUGUGUUACUUGUAUGCAAUCGAUAUUAGGAUAUGUAAUUAACCAGUUAACGUUUUGAAAAUCAGUUGCUGAUAUUUCCACAAAGUCUCUUUGAUCACAGUUGGUAAUAGUUGUCUUCGAAAUGGGGGCAGGCUGGGAGUGUUUUUAACUUAUUUUUACUUAUUCUGUUCUUUAAAUGACUUGAUCUUGUUGUUAAUAUAUGGGUGUUUGUGAGGUUAUUUCUCUGUGCCACCUACAGCACACAGACACACCACAAACUGCUUAGAAAUCCUUCAAAGAGAAUAAUCCAUCUGGUUCUGCUACAACUGUGUGGUUUAGUUGUGUGCUGAUUCCCAUGUAAGCAUGUAAAAAGCAGUUUGUGUAAUCGCAGCCCAUUUACUUUCAACAAGGUUGUUUUGAGACUUCAAAGUCACUGGAGCAUUAGGGCAACUUGCCAAACAUGAUUUGGCCUUUGGACAACUUUCCUGGAGCCCUUCCCAAAUAAGCUGUUGUGAACCUCAGGUUUUCCUUAUGCUUACCAAUCGAAACCUUUUUUGUCUGUUUAGAACAAUCUGAAGCAAAAUACACACAUAGGAAUUAUUCAGCAGAAAUGUAUUUCACUAGGAUGGAGGGUAAAACAGCUGCCAGAGACUUUAUGUGUUUGUCUUAGCUGACACACUCACUGGGUUCAGAUUGGGACACUUAACAAAAACACACAUAGCAGCAUGCUACAUGUAGUACAUUUAAAUGGUAGUUAAUAGUAGUUAUUCCAGUCAACAGACCAUAACCUGCCAUGGGAGUGAACGUUGCUCCAGUCCCUCAGAUAAGCUGGUACUCUGCAGCAACCACUACUAUUUACACUGUACCUUAAAUAUGGGGCAAAGAUGUUUUUAAUUCCUUUUAAAAUUCCAGGAAUCGGAAUAUUUAGUUUUUAUGUUAAUUUUUUUAAUAUUUCAAAGCAUGUCCAAUGUUCUUUUCCCCUCAGGGCGCAUUUUCCCUGGCCAAGUAUAACUACUGCACAUAAACUAGCUUUUUAAGGUGAUACUUGUGUAUAUAUGGCAUUUUAAUUAGAUUUUGUGUUGAUACUUAGGUCAUGUUUUAGAUUGAAUCUUUUAUACUGGCUUUUUGGUUGGUGGGAAGAAAAUCUAAGACUUCUGUCUUGCGGUUUGUAAACAGAAUUAUCCACUUUCUGACCUCUAAAGUAACAUAACUAUAUGUAACAGACACUGUUUAUGUUGAAUUUCUCCAAUAGCCCUCUAUUACUGCAGAGCAGUAUUUGAUUUUUAAGUGAUGUUUCCCCUCACGGCUCCUUUUGUUCACCAUACAGUACCUCCUCAAUGUGGAAAUUGUACAUGGAUUGUUUCCUUCAAGCUGUCAUUGUCAGAAAUCACUGUCUACUUUGUUUUAUGUUUUCAGGAAAUAGGUGCACUUUUGUCUUUAGCGUAAUGCAGAUUCAACAGGUACUGUUUGUGUGUAGUCCCAUGUUAUUUAUAUUUGUAUGCCGUGAGUCCCUACGAAAGCCUGAAAGGCCACAUGUGCACUACUACUGACCUCACAGCAUUCAAACCAAAUUGUUCUCAGAAUCCUCUCUGGUCACGGCCUCUAGUGUUUAUUUAAGAUCACAUUACUAAAAAGGAGAUUGUUGUAACGGAUCAUCUCAAUCAGAUGCCGUACACUCCAUCUGACUGGAAACUGUAAAGAGAAUCUGACUUUUAUUUGGGAGAAGAAAUGUUGAAAUCAAAUACUACUGAAAUGUCUCAGUGCUGUCUCACAAAUGUGUUUGACCAAUACUUUUUAUUUUAAAAUCACUGGCUCACUGCACUGUACUGUCUUACAGGAUGUUUGUAAGAACGAAUAGACUGCACUUGAUGCUGUUUUUAGGCUGUGGAGCUCUUCUGUGUGUUAGGUGUUGGGAGUGUCAACCAUAUUUAUACACUAAAGGGGUAUGUUUGUCAAAUUGUAUCUGCCUUACAAUGUACAAAAUGCAUAGCUUACUUAAGGUUUUUAAUACCUUGCACCAAGUAUAUGGAAUAAUGGGGUCAAAUAAAUUAGGUAUUAUUCUACAGGUUGUGACUAGUCCCAGGUCUCUGUCCAGUCAAGGCAAAGACACAACUGCAUCCAUGUAAAAAACCCUUCAGGACUUCAAUCAUGUACCUUCUAAUAUAGAGUAAUAAAUGCAAUUGUUUUCCUAUG